AUGCGUAACGCCGUCAGCCCUGUUUAUGUUGGACUUGCAAUCGUUCCCGAACCAGUACCAGAACCAACUGAAGAAUUAGUGCUGGAUGUCCCCGAAUCUGACUUCGGUGCCGUCAUUAACCCCGUUGUCCCCUCCCCUGUCGUGGUUGGACCUGACUCUGAAGAAAUGAAAUUCUUGCUGUCUUUCGCUGCCGUCAUCGCCGUGGCCGUCGCCGUGCCUGCGCACCGCGGCCUGGUGCCCGUUGGACCCGCUGGCCCCGUGCCAGCUCCUGAGGCCCCUGAGGUCGUCGAGCCCAUCGCUAUCGGACCCGCUAUCAUUGGCUCUUUCGAGCCCGUGGUUAUCGGACCUGCUAUUGUUCCAUCCCCUGAACCCGUUGCCGUUGGACCUGCCUGGGUUGACGCCCCCGAACCCAUCGCCAUCGGACCCGCCAUCAUUGAGAGCCCAGAGCCCGUUGCUGUCGGACCCGCAUGGAUUGACUUCCCCCAUCCCGAUGGUGGUGCUGCCUCUGCCCCCGUUGAGCCCUCUCCCGUGGCUGUCCUCCCCGGCCCCGUGUCCUCUGAAGUUGCUUCUGGUACUCCCCUCGUUCAGAUCAUCCUGAACAUCAACCAGGCUUCUGCUGCCCCUAGCCCCGUCGCUGUUGGCCCCGCUGUCGCCCCUGAGGCUAUCGUGCCCACACCCGUCCACGUCGUGGAUGUUGCCCCUGAACCCGUGCACGUUGUCGAAGUCGCCCCUGAGCCCGUCCAGGUUAUCGAGGCCGCCCCCGAGCCCGUCCAGGUCGUCGAAGCCGCCCCUGUACCCGUUGAGCCCGUCGUCAUCGGAGUCCCCAUCCUCCCCGAAGCCGUCGUCGCUCUCCCCGAAGCCCUGAACUAA
This is a messenger RNA of Spodoptera littoralis (African cotton leafworm), 870 nucleotides long. NCBI's taxonomy places the organism in Eukaryota, Metazoa, Arthropoda, Insecta, Lepidoptera, Noctuidae. The record is from the annotation of a GenBank genome assembly.